AUGAUGAAAGCAGCUUCAAAACAAUUGAUCUUUAUCUUUAUUUUAUUACAAGUUGCAAAUAAGUGUGUACACGCACAAUGGUAUUUACCUCAAGCAUGUUUAACAACGUUUGCCGAUAUAUCAAGUGAAACAUUUCCAUUUACUCAUCAUUGUCCAUCGUCAUGUUUUACCAUAAUGUAUUUAUCAAGUAAAGGAUAUCCAAUUUAUGGAAAUGUCAGUUAUAGUCAGUCGUCCGUUAUAUGUAAAUCAGCGUUACAUGACAGUCGUGUAUCACAAUGGUCAAAUAUAAAUCCAAAUUCAUCAGUUCGUAUUCUAACUGGAGGUCAAAUGCAAUCUUUUGGAAAUGCAUUAAGAAAUGGAAUUGUGUCACUGCGGAGCACAACAUCUGCAAAUUCCUACAUAUUUGACAAUCCUCGUAUAAAUGAAUCGAUACCUGACAUAGCAAUAGAACAUCGAAAUUUUUUAUAUUCCAAAGAGUCGGAUUCUCGUAUAACAUGUAAGAGUAAAAAUCAUCCAAUAAGUAAUAUACGACCACUUGAUGUUGAUGUUGGCUGGGAAACAUGGACUCAAAGUCGUUUACAAUAUUUUACGAAGCCUGUAACUAUGACGCGCAAUGCUGCCAUUAGCUUUUGUGACGUUAAUAAUGGAACACUUAUGUACGUAAUGAAUAUGAGCGAACAAAACGUAUUACAAAAUAUUAUUCAAACAACUCUGGAUCAAUUAUUCAAAUAUCAACGAGCUCGUAGCAAUAAUACACUAUUCUUUCAUUUUGGAUAUAAGAAAGCGAAUAACAUUGAACUAUGGGAAAAUAGUCCCAUCGCAGAUACAUUUCAUCCAAUGGUUAAUGAAACUUGGUCGUCCACUACCGAUUAUUGUACGUACAUUCAAAGUAUCGGUAUACAAUUUUCCAAUGCACAAUUUCAAAUAAUAUCAAAUAAUUGUCAAGAUAAUGUUGCACGUUAUCCAUUAUGUAGGCGAUUACCUAAGCAAGUUGAAUAUGAUUUUAUUUAUCGUGUAUCACCUAAUGUCGAGCAAAUAACUCUGAACCGUACUGUUACCUACUGUCAACAAUUUGGUGGGUAUCCUGUCUAUGCCCUAAACGCUUACGAGUGGCAGCUUGUGCAAGAAAUUUGGUUAAUGAAUCCAGUGUAUAGUUUUUAUUUAACCGGUUUGCUAAAUGAUGAAAGCAAAAAAGAAUCAACAGCAUUUUGGUAUCCCAUGAACAUAACAUAUAAUACAACUCUCGACUAUCUAAUAUGGGGUAGAAAUAACGGUGGUCCAUCAUCAACACGUUAUCAUGGUUCAAAAUCCGAUGGAGAGUCGUAUUAUGCUGUUUAUGAUACAGCAGAUGUUCUCACAGCACAAAUAUUUUGUCGAAAACCAGAUGUGCGAAAGGCGAUGACAACGACCGGAUGUUAUUCUACAUGUACGGGACACUGUUUAACUGUAUCAUUACCGGCAUCGAGAGAUGAUGAACGUUUUGGAUUAUUCACGUGUCAACCUCAAGAUUCGAGUAUUGGAAUUAUAACACAAUCAUUCCCAAGAGAUGCUAUUGAUUUCUAUCGUCCAAGUUUACCAAUGUCGUACGCUGUCUUUCGGCGUCAACCGUUCACCACAUCUUCGUUAAUAUUACGAUUGAGUUUAAAUUCAACAAACGACUUACGCGAUCCUUGUUUUGAAUAUCUAAAUAUGGGAGCCGCCAACACACCUGAUUCAUACAGAUUAUCCAUGUGUGACCAUUCCACAAAUACUGCUGGAACAUUAAAUAAAACAAUGGGACCAAUCAUCAUUAAUAAUGGAUCAAAUGGAAUUAUGACAUUUGCUAAUGAAAAUAGAAGAUUAUUUGGACAUCAUGUUCGAGUUAUCGACAAUAUUUUGAACGAUGGGCGAUGUUCCCAUCAAGGUGUCUAUCACGUUCUUGCUCAACAAUGUAUAUGUGCACCGGGUUUCUAUGGAGUAUCGUGUGAAUACAAUUGUCCAGCCGGUUAUUAUGGUCAGGCCUGUGAUUUUCAGUGUGAUGGAAAUAAUUAUUGUAGAGAUUCACUUAUCUGUCUGCCGGACCCGUACGGAUGUUCAUGUUAUACGGGUUGGUAUGGAACGGCUUGUAAUGAAACGUGUCCUCAACUUCAAUAUGGUCCAAAUUGUGAAAACACGUGUACGGGUUGUUCCACCUAUUGCGACAGAUUUACAGGAAUAUGUGAUUGUAAUGGAACAGAAUGCUAUCGAGGUAAUUACAAGCGUAGUGAUAUUAUUGCUCGAUGUGGUCAGUCGUCAAAUUUGGCCGUGUUAAUAGCUGCUCCUUUAUCAGCGGUUUUUUUUCUUGCUAUUGUCGUGGUAGCUGUGGGCGCAUGGAGAUGGAGAAAAAAGAACCAUUCUGAAAAUCUGGUCUCAAAAUCCCCGAUAAGUUCAUCAUCGCCAGAGGAAGUGUAUGACCAAUCCGUGAAGCGGGGAUCAUAUGCUUUUGAUGGAGGAUAUUAUAAUAAUACAAUGACGGAAAGAUUAUAG
This is a messenger RNA of Didymodactylos carnosus, 2505 nucleotides long. Lineage: Eukaryota; Metazoa; Rotifera; Eurotatoria; Philodinida; Philodinidae. The record is from the annotation of a GenBank genome assembly.